AUGAAGAUGUUAACCAAGUUUGAGUCCAAGUCAUCAAGGGCUAAAGGGGUUGCAUUUCAUCCCAAAAGACCUUGGUGUUUAGUAUCAUUACAUUCAUCAACUAUUCAAUUAUGGGAUUAUAGAAUGGGAACAUUAAUUGAUAGAUUUGAAGAUCAUGUUGGACCAGUUAGAUGUGUCAAUUUUCAUCCUACUCAACCAUUAUUUGUUUCUGGUGGUGAUGAUUAUACUAUAAAAGUUUGGUCAUUAAAUACAAGAAAAUGUAUAUUUACAUUAAAUGGUCAUUUAGAUUAUGUUAGAGGAGUUAGUUUUCAUCAUGAUUUACCAUGGAUUUUAAGUUGUUCAGACGAUCAAACUAUUAGAAUAUGGAAUUGGCAAAAUAGACAAGAAAUUGCUUGUUUAACUGGUCAUAAUCAUUAUGUUAUGAGUGCACAAUUUCAUCCAACUGAAGAUUUAAUUGUUAGUGCAAGUUUAGAUCAAACUGUUAGAGUUUGGGAUAUUUCAGGUUUAAGAAAAAAACAUUCAGCUCCUACUUCAUCAAUAAGAUCAUUUGAAGAUCAAAUUCAAAGACAACAAUUACCUCAACAAGAUAUUUUUGGUAAUGUAAAUGCUAUUGUUAAAUAUGUUUUAGAAGGUCAUGAUAAAGGUGUUAAUUAUGCUAGUUUUCAUCCAACUUUACCAUUAAUUGUAUCUGCUGGUGAUGAUAGAUUAGUUAAAUUAUGGAGAAUGAGUGAUACAAAAGCUUGGGAAGUUGAUACUUGUAGAGGUCAUACUGGUAAUGUAUUAAGUGCCAUAUUCCAUCCACAUCAAGAUAUGAUUUUAUCAGUAUCAGAUGAUAAAACAAUAAGAGUAUGGGAUUUAAAUAAAAGAGUUCCAAUAAAACAAUUUAGAAGAGAACAUGAUAGAUUUUGGUUAAUUGCAAGUCAUCCAACUAUUAAUUUAUUUGCUGCAUGUCAUGAUUCAGGAGUAAUGGUUUUUAAAUUAGAAAGAGAAAGACCUGCACAUUCUAUUUUUCAAAAUAAAUUAUUUUAUAUAAAUUCAGAAAAACAAGUUCAAUCAUUUGAUUUUACAAAACAAGAAAGUUCAUUACCUAUGUUAAGUUUAAAAAAAAUUGGUAAAACUUGGUCAUUUAUGAGAACUUUAAGUUAUAAUCAAAGUGAUAAUUCUAUUUUGGUUGUACAUGGAGAAGGUGAUAAUUCAAAUUAUGCUUUAAUUACAUUACCAAAACAUGCUACUGGUGCAAUUGAACCAACUGAUAUAAGACAAGGUGAAGGUAAUUUUGCAACUUUUAUUUCCCGUAAUAGAUUUGUUACUUUUAUAAAAUCUUCAAAAACUUUACAUGUUAAAGAUUUAAGUAAUAAUAUUACUAAAACCAUACAAUUAGAUUCUUCAAUUAUUGAUGUAUUAUAUGGUGGUCCAGGACGUGUUUUAUUGGUGAAAGCUCAUUCAGUUAUAAAUUAUGAUGUAUUACAAAGAAAAGAAUUGGCUGAAAUUAAUGUCAACAAUGUUAAAUAUGUAAGUUGGUCACAAGAUGGUCAAUAUUUAGCAUUAUUAUCAAAACAUACUAUAACUAUAGCCAAUAAAGAUUUGGAAUUAAUUACUUCAAUGCAUGAAACUAUUAGAAUCAAAAGUGCAAGUUGGGAUGAUUCUGGUGUUUUAUUAUAUUCAACUUUGAAUCACAUAAAAUAUACUUUAUUAAAUGGUGAUAAUGGUAUUAUAAAAACUUUAGAAAAUACAGUAUAUAUCACAAAAGUAAGUGGUAAUAUCAUUUAUUGUUUAAAUAGAUCAGGACAAGUUGAUGUAUUAAAAAUUGAUCCAACAGAAUAUAGAUUUAAAAGAGCAUUAGUUAAUAAAAAUUUUGGAGAAGUUUUAAGAAUUAUUAAAAAUUCAACAUUAGUUGGACAAAAUAUUAUUGGAUAUUUACAGAAAAAGGGAUUUCCUGAAGUUGCAUUACAUUUUGUACAAGAUCCAGAAACAAGAUUUGAAUUAGCUUUAGAAUGUAGUAAUUUACAAGUUGCUUUAGAACAAGCUAAAAUAUUAAAUGAUAAUAAAAUUUGGGAAAAAUUAGGUGAAGAAGCUCUUUUACAAGGCAAUAUAGAUAUAGUUGAAUUUGUUUAUCAACAAUUACAUUAUUUUGAAAAAUUAUCAUUUUUAUAUUUGUAUAAAGGAGAUCAAGAAAGAUUGAAAAAAAUGUCAACUAUAGCUGAACAUAGAAAUGAUUUAUCUGCAUUAGUUCAAAAUACUUUAUAUAAUAAUGAUGUUGAAAAAAGAUGUCAAGUAUUUAUCGCAAAUGGAAUGUUACCAUUAGCUUAUACAUUAGCUAAAACAAAUGGUUUGGAUGAAUUUGCUUCAAAAAUUUUGGAAGAAGCUGGUAUCACAGAAAAAGAUGUUGAAUUACCAGAAUUAGGUGAAACCACCCCAUUACCAAAACCAAUUAAUGAACCAUUAAGUAAUUGGCCAUUAAAAGAGAGUUCAUUAUCAUAUUUUGAAAAUGCUUUAUUAACUGGAAAAGUUGAAAAUUUAUCAAUUGAAGAUGAAUCUACUAAUACUACAACAAAAACCGAUGCUACAAAUACAACUUUGGAUUUUGAUGAUGAAGAACAAGAAAUUGAUGAAGAUGGUGGUGCAUGGGAUGAUGAAGAUUUAGAUAUAGAUGAUCAUGAUAUAAUAUCACCAAUUAAUGGAGAAGAAUCCGUGGAUGUUUCUAAUGUUGUUACAAAUGAUGGAGAAAUUGGUGAUUGGUUACGUAAUGCUAAAACUCCAGCUACAUAUGUUGCAUCAGGAUCAUUUGAACAAGCAGCUCAAUUAUUACAAAAACAAUUGGGAAUAAAUAAUUUUGAACCUUUAAGAAAAAGAUUUUUACAAGUUUAUGGAUCAUCAAAAUUAUAUUUCCCAGGAGUUUAUGAUUUACCAUCAUUUAAAACUUUUAUAAGAGAUGACCCUGAAGAAGAAGAUUCCAAACUGUUUUUACCUUUAAUUCCUGGAUUUGAUACAUUAGAAGAUCAAUUACAAAUUGCAUUUAAAAAAUUUAAAGCUAAUAAUUUAGAAGAUGCUAUCAAAACUUUUAAACAAGUGAUUUAUACAAUAACUAUAUUAAAUGUAGAAACAGAAGAACAAGAAACAAAAUGUCAUGAAAUUCUUUCGUUAUGUGGUGAAUAUAUCUUGGGAUUAUCAAUAGAAUUAAAAAGAAGAUCAUUACCACCAACAGAUAUUAAAAGAAAUUUGGAAUUAGCUUCAUAUUUCACAAGAUGUAAUUUACAACCAUCCCACAAAUUAAAUGCAUUAAAUGUAGCAAUGACACAAUCAUUUAAAAAUAAAAAUUUUGCAAGUUCAUCAUAUUUUGCAGAAGAAUUUUUAAAAAUAUCAUCACUGGGACCAAGAGCAGAACAAGCUUCUAAAUUAAAACAAAAAUCAGAUUCUAUAGCAUCAGAUUCAAUUUCAAUUGAUUUUGAUCCAUAUGCAGAAUUUCAAAUUUGUUGUGGAUCUUUUACUCCUAUAUAUAAAGGUGAUUCAUUUGUUGAAGAAGCUUUAGUUGGUGCUAAAUAUAAACCUGAAUUUAAAGGCUCAAUUUGUAAUAUUACUGAUAUUACUUCUAUUGGUGUACCUGCGUCUGGAUUACGUAUAAGAAGAUAA
Molecule: messenger RNA, 3630 nt
Organism: Lodderomyces jiufengensis
Lineage: Eukaryota; Fungi; Ascomycota; Pichiomycetes; Serinales; Debaryomycetaceae
Product: coatomer subunit alpha
Exons: 1
Coding region: 1-3630 (1209 amino acids)
Biological process (GO): retrograde vesicle-mediated transport, Golgi to endoplasmic reticulum; intracellular protein transport; intra-Golgi vesicle-mediated transport
Cellular component (GO): COPI vesicle coat
Molecular function (GO): structural molecule activity; protein binding
Source: RefSeq, a predicted model, not a curated record